Rhodamnia argentea is the source of this 720-nucleotide messenger RNA. RefSeq names its product abscisic stress-ripening protein 1-like. The record is from RefSeq and is a predicted model, not a curated record. NCBI's taxonomy places the organism in Eukaryota, Viridiplantae, Streptophyta, Magnoliopsida, Myrtales, Myrtaceae.
CCCCCUCCCUCUCAAACAAUCUCACAACACAUACCAUACACUUCAGCUAUACCCCUUUCCCUGAUUCAUUGUCAAUUCUAGUAUCCCACCAAAAACAACCACCAACCAUGGCCGAAGGACACCACCACCACCACUUCCACCACAAGAAGGAGGAUAAGCCACCCGUCGCGGUCUACUCCGAGACCGCGGUUGAUUACAAGAAGGAGGAGAAGCACCACAAGCACCUCGAGCAACUCGGCAAGCUCGGUGCUGCCGCCGCCGGUGCUUAUGCUUUGCAUGAGAAGCAUGAGGCCAAGAAGGACCCAGAGCACGCCCACAGGCACAAGAUAAAGGAGGAAGUAGCAGCCACCGCCGCUGUCGGAGCCGGGGGGUUUGCCUUACAUGAGCACCACAAGAAGAAGGAGGCCAAGAAACAAUAUAAGAGGCUCAUGGCAAGAAGCACCACCAUCUCUUCUAAACCAUGGAUGGACCUCCGCCUCUCUCUUCUUGAUUUGUGUCUUGUUUAUGUAAUUUUGCUUUCUCUAACCAAGUAUCCUCCAAGCUAAGAGACCGCCCUCCAUAGUCGUCGCACUUUUGCAGAGGGGUGGUUCUUGAAUCUUGGAUCUGCUGCUGGGUUAAUGCUUCCCGAUAGAGAGGAGUCUGUGUGUUUAUCGGGGCUUUGUCUUGUACGGCUUGUGCCUGGGGUGUCUUAAUAAUAUAAUCCGAUAUUUCUUGCGUUUA